Messenger RNA from Lycium ferocissimum, 1804 nucleotides. Its product is annotated as cysteine proteinase mucunain-like. Gene Ontology annotation, molecular function: cysteine-type endopeptidase activity. Lineage: Eukaryota; Viridiplantae; Streptophyta; Magnoliopsida; Solanales; Solanaceae. The record is from RefSeq and is a predicted model, not a curated record. Gene Ontology annotation, cellular component: lysosome. The transcript has 5 exons. Bases 186 to 1598 code for a protein of 470 amino acids.
AUCAUUUACCAUUCCACCAUGUUUUUUUUCUUUUUAAUUAAAACCAAUUACCCAUAAAUCACAUUCUUGUUUGAGUUGUUUUCUACCUCCCUUCCUCCUCCAAUACAAACUCUGUUUCCCUCUAUAUAUAUAGAGAGAACUCAACAUUCUCAAUAACCCAAAAAAAGAUUAAGACAAAGCAAAAAAUGGCUUUUUCCAUCAGGACGUGUUUGAUUUUUCUUCUUACAUUCGUUGUUCUUUCAUCUGCACUUGACAUGUCCAUUAUCAGUUACGACGAAAAGCAUGGAGAUUUAGGAACAACACAUGAUCGUACAGAUGAUGAAGUCAAAGGAUUAUACGAAUCUUGGCUUGUUAAACACGGAAAGAAUUACAAUGCCAUUGGUGAGAAAGAAAAAAGAUUUGAGAUUUUUAAGGAUAAUUUAAGAUUCAUCGAUGAACAUAACAACGCUGAAACACAACCAUAUAAACUUGGUUUGAAUAGAUUUUCUGAUCUUACCAAUGAAGAAUACCGUGCCAUGUACGUGGGUGGUAGGUUAGAUAGAAAAACAAGGUUGUUGAAGAAACCUAAAAGCGACCGUUAUGGUUUUAGGGAAGGUGAAGAGUUACCGGAAAACGUUGAUUGGAGAGAAAAAGGUGCUGUUAACCCUGUUAAAGAUCAAGGCCAAUGCGGGAGUUGCUGGGCAUUCUCAACGGUUGGUGCUGUUGAAGGAAUAAAUCAAAUUGUAACCGGUGAAUUAAUUUCCCUAUCAGAGCAAGAGCUUGUUGAUUGUGACAAGAGUUAUAACCAGGGAUGUAACGGCGGUCUCAUGGACUACGCCUUUGAAUUCAUUAAAAACAACGGUGGCAUUGACACUGAAGAUGACUAUCCUUACCAUGCUCAAGAUGGUACUUGUGAUUCAAACAGGAAAAAUGCCCGGGUUGUCUCCAUUGAUGGAUACGAAGAUGUUCCAGAAAACGAUGAGAAGUCGUUGAUGAAGGCUGUGGCAAAUCAACCAGUUAGUGUUGCUAUUGAAGCUGGUGGCAGAGCUUUCCAGCACUACUCUUCGGGUGUUUUCACUGGAUAUUGUGGAACACAACUAGACCACGGUGUAGUUGUAGUUGGCUACGGAACAGAAAAUGGUUCAGAUUACUGGAUUGUGAGGAAUUCGUGGGGUCCUAACUGGGGAGAAAGCGGAUACAUUAGGCUCGAGCGCAAUUUUGCUAAUAGCACUAGUGGAAAGUGUGGAAUUGCAAUGGAGCCCUCUUACCCUCUUAAAAAUGGCGCGAAUCCUCCUAAUCCUGGUCCAUCUCCUCCUAGUCCUGUAACACCACCAACUGUUUGUGACGAGUACUAUAGCUGCCCCGAGGGCACUACUUGCUGCUGCAUUUAUCGGUAUGGCGAAUACUGUUUUGGCUGGGGAUGCUGUCCUUAUGAGUCUGCUACCUGCUGUGAUGACAAUUACAGCUGCUGUCCGCAGGAUUAUCCUGUCUGUGAUGUUGAUGCAGGCACUUGCCUAAUGAGCAAGGAUAAUCCAUUGAAGGUAAAAGCAAUGAAGCGAGGUCCUGCUAGAGUGAACUGGUCAGGAGUGAAAUCUAACAGGAAAGUGAGUUAUGCUUGAGUAAUUUAGGAUCUGGAGGUGAAGCAGGCAAGGGCUUAUGUUUAGAAGAGCUGCUCAAUAUGUGGUCUGAGGCAGAGGGGCUGUUGCUAGCAUAUGUUGAUUGGUUUAGAUGGUAGGCGUUGUUUUUUAUUGGACAAAUUUUACUAAUGUGUAAAUAUUCAUCAUCUUUGAAUUUCUGAAUGAAAAUUUGAGUACUGAUUGAUAGA